Molecule: messenger RNA, 1489 nt
Organism: Melitaea cinxia (Glanville fritillary)
Lineage: Eukaryota; Metazoa; Arthropoda; Insecta; Lepidoptera; Nymphalidae
Exons: 5
Coding region: 309-1451 (380 amino acids)
Source: RefSeq, a predicted model, not a curated record
AACUGUUAGUAGCACAUGUUAGUAUUUUGAAUUUUAAAUUUUGUUUUCAGUUUUCCUAAAGGUACUUGUAUGUUUAAAAGUUAAGUGUUUUAAGCCAUAUAACAAAGAAUUGAAUUUACUUGCAAGGUGUAAUUUUUUUUUUUGCUGUAUAACGAGAAACAAAACCGUGUAUUGUUCUAUGAGUACCAUUGGUAGUGUAUAACGAUAACAAAUAAACUGCUGUAGUUGCUGUUAAACAGAGGCUGUUACUUCAAUUUUUAUAACUUUAUUAUGAAUAACGUAUUCUACCGCAAUUAAAAUAAUUAUUCAUGGAUCUCGUGCAACGUUUUGCUACUGUUGAAGAUUUAAGUGACCCUACAUUGUUAGAUGAUUUACAAAUGCAUUUAGAAAAGAUUCAAACUGAAGAUGAAGAGUUCAUGCAGAUACUCUUAAUAAAAAAAGAUGAAAUGAUUAUUACGUGGGAACAGCCCUGGUAUCAACGUACAAAUUGCUUAACCAGACCACUUAAAACAGACACUGAUGACACAGCAGAGACAUAUCUAACAGAUACUAUUUGUUCUGAAGAAAGUGAAAAAAUAGGUAAAAACUGGAAGGUCUUUCGAAAGACUUAUGACGUUCCAAAUAAACCAGAGUGUCUAGCAAGAUGGCGAAAUAAAGAUAAAUCUCGACACCCAAACACUCCAGAAGAGUUCGUAAGAAGAUUUGUAAUGGCAUAUUUAGCUAGAGGCUUGAAUAGAACUGUGCAUCAAGUAUAUAAAUUUUUCAUAACUCAUUAUGGUAGUCCGUACAAGGGGCGAUAUUCUUCAUAUGAAGAAAAUAUUAUGGCAAUUUGUGUUUAUCAUAAUCCCAGGAAUGUUGUCCCAUAUUUAUCGGCAGUCCUUGGACGAGAACCAAGAGGAAUUUAUAAAAAACUGCAUCAGAUUUAUAAUGGGAAACCCGAAAGCAAAAAACUGAAAUGGACAUUGCCUCUGGCUACGAAAUUUUUGAACCUACUUAUUAAAUACAGUGGUGAACCAUUAGAAAAUUUAAAAAAUAAAAGAAUUGAUAAGUCAGUGUGGCUUCAACUUGAGAAUGAUAUGGAUCAACAAUAUAUUUAUUUACAAAGUUUUUGGUACCACACACUACACGUUCAACUCUUUGUGAAGUAUGAUGUAAAACUAAAUAAACUAAGGAAGAAAGUUUUAAAAAAAUUAAAACUUUAUCCAUAUCGAAUUUGGUCUGAUAUAAGGUGGAAAGAAAUUCUCAAACAUUUUGAUGAUGGCUUUAGUCAUGGUUUUUUAUAUAAAAUUACGUAUUGCAUAUUCAAACACUACAAAAGGUAUCGUCAAAUCCCUAUGGAGGAAUUAUUAGUUUAUGGUCUGCAAAAAGUUAAAACAAUACCAAAUAAAAGAUUAAGAACAUUGAUAUUAAAUGAAAAACAAGAGCUGGAGGUAAUAAGUUACAAGAAGUAAACUAUUUUUGUUCUUUAAUAAGAAUUUUGAAACAAAAA